AUGACAAAACUAUCUGGUCGCGCAUUCUACGAGUCCCUCGGGUCUCCUAAGAAGAUCAUCGCUCCUAUGGUAGAUCAGUCUGAGCUUGGGUGGCGUUUACUUUCGCGUGCACAUGGAGCGGACCUGUGCUACACCCCGAUGCUGCACGCUCGUCUGUUCGCAGAGUCGGAAAAGUACCGAGAUCAGAACUUCCUGGCUGGGCAUGACGGAAACAAAGAGACCGAUCGGCCGUUGGUGGUGCAGUUUUGUGCAAACGACCCUGAGGUCUUAUUACAAGCGGCUAAAUUAGUCGAAGAUCAGUGCGACGCAGUCGAUCUCAACCUCGGGUGCCCUCAGAACAUUGCAAAGAGAGGCAAAUAUGGCUCGUUCCUGCAGGAAGAUUGGGAUUUGAUCUACAAGCUCAUCAACAUUCUCCACGUUAAUCUCAAAAUCCCCGUAACCGCCAAAAUCCGCAUAUUCCCCGACAAAGAGAAGACUCUCAAAUACGCAAAAAUGGUUUUAUCCGCUGGCGCCCAGAUCCUCACCGUGCACGGCCGUACCCGCGAGAUGAAGGGUCAACAAACCGGUCUUGCAGACUGGCAGAUGAUUCGCUUCCUGCGAGACAAUUUACCACCCGAGACCGUCAUUUUCGCCAACGGAAACAUCUUGUACCAUGAAGAUAUCAGUCGCUGCUUAGAGAUCACCGGUGCUGACGGUGUUAUGGCGGCGGAAGGAAGUCUGUACAACCCAGCUAUAUUUCAAAAAGAAGUCACUUACUCUGAAUCUAUUCCCGACUCAAAAGAGCUCAUCGAUGAACUGUAUCCUCGGGUGGACGUCUUGCUUCGUGAAUACUAUGAGAUUCUAAAGUCAACUCCGGGAGAAGCUACCCGUCUCGCCGCAAAAUCUCAUUUCUUCAGACUGCUGCGCCCGUUCUUGCCCAUCUACACGGACGUUCGUCAAGAGAUUGCCAAAAUCAACCGAAACACGACUAUUGAAGACUACGAGAAGAUCACAAUCUCGGUGGAGGAAAUUGUUCGCGGCUUGCUCGCAGAUGAGGAAAACCAAAAGAAAGAUACUAUCGUCAGAUCAUCCCAGCCUAUGGACGAAUCAGGAGCUGUCUACAAGGACAUUCCGUUCUGGCGUGUGCAGCCUUAUUUUAGACCAGUGAGUGGUCAAAUAUUGUACGGCGGCAAGCGAAAGAGCGAUCCUGCUGCUGCUGAGUCCGGCAACAAGCCGGCUGAAAAGAAGGAAAGGUUGGAGACGGUCGAGGUACCGGUUGCGUUGUCUGCAUAG
Messenger RNA from Myxozyma melibiosi, 1272 nucleotides. RefSeq names its product dihydrouridine synthase-domain-containing protein. Gene Ontology annotation, molecular function: flavin adenine dinucleotide binding; tRNA dihydrouridine synthase activity. Bases 1 to 1272 code for a protein of 423 amino acids. NCBI's taxonomy places the organism in Eukaryota, Fungi, Ascomycota, Lipomycetes, Lipomycetales, Lipomycetaceae. The record is from RefSeq and is a predicted model, not a curated record. The transcript is spliced from 2 exons. Gene Ontology annotation, biological process: tRNA processing.